AUGCCGUCGCAAACUUUAACCAAUUCGGAGGAGUAUGAGUUGGCUGUAGACCCAAAUCUUGGUCUCGGCCAGCUCUUCUACAAUCAGAUGAAACGAAGCCCUACAUCCACCGCUGUCAUUGAUAGCGACAAAAGGCUCACCUAUCACGAAUUGCAUUCGAAUGCGCUUCGAAUCGCGCACUAUCUCCGACAGGAGAAAAUCAAUUUCGAAGAGCCGGUGGGCAUUGUUGUCCAACAUGGUAUCGCAGAUGUAGUGGCCCAGAUGGCGAUCAUAUAUGCCGGCGGUAGCUGUGCGCCAAUGGAUCCAACGUUGCCAGACACUUUAAUCCAAAGUCGGCUUAAAAAGCUUCACGCCAGAUACAUCCUGGUUGAUGAGACCAAUAAAGACCGAAGCCUCGGAUUCCGCCAUUUCGAUGUGAGCAGCGAAACACCAUGGAAAACCAAGGAACUAUGGUUUUCCAACUCAGAGCUUCCUUUCGCAACAACCCUCGAGCAUCGAACUCAUCUAAUUCAUACCUCUGGAACAACCAGUGAGCCAAAAGCGGUCCAGAUCGCGGCUCGCUCCAUCCUGCAAGUCGUGUAUCAUGCACCCUUUGAAGCGGUCGACGAGACUGAUAUUGUAGCUCAUGUCAACAAUACCAGUUUUGACGUUGCAUUGUUUGAUAUAUGGGCGCCGCUCUUACGUGGCGCAUGUAUUGCAGUGCUGAGCAAAGUAACACUGCUUGACCUGCCGGCAAUGGCGGCUGCCAUCAACCGAAUUGGGAUUACGAUUAUGGCCACUACUACCGCUUUGUUAAACCUUGCAUCCACGACAUAUCCCCGUGCGUUUGCGCAAUUAAAGACUUGCUUCAUUGGCGGCGAAGCGGCAAAUGUGGCUGCACUCCAGAUAAUUCUAUCUCAAGGCCCACCUGGUCAGCUUAUAAACGCGUAUGGUCCCACUGAGUGCUGCAUCUUCUGCUUGGCACACAAAAUUACGCUCAACGACAUUCUGGCUGGAACCGUCAGUAUUGGAAAACCAAUAGGCAAAACCGUUGCGCGUAUCUGUGAUGAAGAUGAAAACCCCGUCUCCGAUGGUGAAGAAGGUGAACUUUGGAUCGGGGGCGCAGGUGUGUCGCCUGGUUAUGUGGAUCAGCUUGAGAAGAAUGCGGCCUGUUUCACCACCGUGGAGGAGGCUGGGCAGAUUCAACAAUUCUAUCGCACCGGUGACAGAGUGAGAAGACGAAUCUUUGAUGGUCAAAUCGACUAUCUUGGACGCCAAGACCAUCAGGUCAAAGUACGUGGGUACCGAAUUGAACUCGAAGCGGUCGAAGCUGCCUUGUUGCGAACUGGCCAAUUUUCAGAAGCAGUUGCAAUGAAAGUCGAAGCCGGAGAGGGAGCUGGGUCCAUUCUCGUGGCAUUCGCAGUCUCGGCUUCCUCAAAGCCCUAUGCCAUCCUGAAGGCUGUGGAAUCACUCAAGGAAAUGCUUCCAGAGUACAUGGUACCUCAAAUAGAAUUGAUUUCACAAAUGCCUCUCAACAGCCAUGCCAAAGUUGACCGAAAGCAACUAUCUCAACUUUACCGCCAGCGUUGGUCGAAUCACAGUACUUUCAAUGCUCACCCGGGUAUAGCUAUGGCUACAGCUACGAUUACAACCCAAGAAAAGCUAGCCAGUCUAUGGCGAGACAUUCUAGGUCUCCCAUCUGUACCUACUGAUGCAGAUUCUGAUUUUUUCCACCUUGGAGCCACAUCUCUACAGGCGUCGCUCCUCAUUAGUCGUGUACAAAAGUGUUUCAACGCAAGGGUAUCGCUGCUGACCCUGUACGACAAUUCGACACUCAAAAAGUUGACUGAUGUGCUUGAAAAUGCCAGUGGCAAUGGAGCAAAUUGCGAAACUGUCCGUCAUGAACAGUCAAUUUGGGUCGAAGACACCAAGGUUGCCGACGAUCUCGUUCCUCCCACAGGGACGGUGACUGAUUGGCGCCGUGAUACAGAAGGACGGGUGUUUUUCACCGGCGCCACGGGCUUCGUUGGCGCAUUCAUGGUAGCAGACCUCCUUCGUAUGCGGGAGGUGCAUCAAGUGGGAUGCUUAGUGCGGGCUUCCAAUGCUGAAACAGGGUUGCAGCGUAUCAAGAGUGCAAUGAUGAAAUAUGGCCAGUGGGAGGAGCGAUUUGCGGAUAAAAUAAUGGUCCUUUGCGGUUCAUUGGAAGACAUCUAUCUUGGGCUUGGGCCUGAACGUUUUCAUGAAAUUGCCAAGUGGGCAAGUGUGAUUUUUCACCUGGGAGCUCGUGUGAACUACACUCAACCUUAUUCACUGCAUCGCCCCGCAAAUGUCAUUGGUACAAGAAAUAUCCUGCGUCUUGCAUGUGCGGGUCGGAACAAGGCUUUGCACUACGUCUCCAGCAUUUCGUGCUUUGGUCCAACCGGCUUUGUAACAGGCACACAAACGAUCACUGAGGACGAACCCCUCCUCAAACAUGUUGUGGCACUCCCAUAUGACCAUGGUUACGCACAAAGUCAAUGGGUCGUGGAGGGAUUAUUGAGACGAGCUAUGGAUCGCAAUUUCCCUGUGGCCAUCUACCGCCCAGGCUUCAUCACGGGGCAUAGUCGCACAGGCGCUUGUAAUCCGGACGACUUCUUUUGUCGUUUGAUACAUUCUUGCGCCGAGAUGGGAUAUUAUCCGUUGCUGCCGAAUCAACGCAAAGAAUUUGUCCCCGUGGACUAUGUCAAUGCCACAAUCUUACAUAUUGCGGGUUUGCCAGCGGGUUCAUCUUUGGGUCACGCCUAUCACAUCGUGCCUCCGAGUCGUGCAGUCUCGGUUGAUAUGAAUCAUACAAUGGAGCUGGUCGGUGCAGCGUCCGGUGGCAGUGGGGGUGUCAAGGGUAUACCCUACUCUGAGUGGGUUGAGCUGUUGGGCGAGAAGCUUCCGGGGCGGCUUCAGCCACUUCAGCCGAUGUUGGCAGAAAAGGCCCAUGGGGCUUUGACUCGGUGGGAGCUGUAUGAGAACAUGCCGCUGUACGACACCACCAACACUGCCCGGGCUCUAGAAACCUACGCCGGAGGUCUUCGAUUUCCGAUAUUGGAUAGAACCCUGAUGGAAAAGUAUAUUCGAUGCCUUCAUGCUUCUGGGUCAAUUUCUGUGUAA
This is a messenger RNA of Penicillium soppii, 3120 nucleotides long. Its product is annotated as non-ribosomal peptide synthetase. Gene Ontology annotation, molecular function: phosphopantetheine binding. Bases 1 to 3120 code for a protein of 1039 amino acids. The record is from RefSeq and is a predicted model, not a curated record. The transcript has a single exon. NCBI's taxonomy places the organism in Eukaryota, Fungi, Ascomycota, Eurotiomycetes, Eurotiales, Aspergillaceae.